AUGUCCCGCCUCCUCCUCCUCACAGGCCUCCUCGCCGCCAGCGUCGCCGCCCAAGCCGACCACGCAGCCCCGGGCUUCAAAUACAUCGGCUGCGUCGAGGCCGAGCCCCCGGCCUUUUCCUCGUGGAAGACCGCCACGGACCUGCCCGCCUCCUUCUCCGCCGAGCAAUGCCAGCACGCGUGCCACGAAAAGGGGAAGUACGCCGCCCUGGACGGCGCAGGAGGCUGCCGCUGCUACCUCUCCGAUGAUGAUGGCACUAGCAAAGAAGAAGAGCCCAAGUACAAUGUCAUUGACGAGUCGGUUUGCCAGAUCCCCUGCGCGGCGGCUGGUGGGUUCUGCGGAGGCCCGGAUUGUCCUGUUACGGGAAAGAAGCGGUAUAGCUUGUAUAAGAAGGAGUACGAGGAUGAUGCGUGCGAGGAGGAGCACGGAGAUGACAAGAACAAGGACGACAUUGGCACCUGGAACUGGAACAACAAGGACAAGGAAGACCCCGCCACGAAAACGACGACGGAGAUCAAGACGAUUACGUCCUGCCCCCCCGAAGUCACAGACUGCCCUCUGAGGGCUCACGACAAGGGCAUCGACACGCCGCCGUUCUCCCCCAUCACGAAGCACCAGGCUGCCUCGUCGGCCGAGCCAGCCACGCCCUCCCAUUCUGAGCCGGCAAAGCCGGAGUGUGAUGGCGAGCACUGCAAGAAAAAGCCCGAGUGCGAUGGCGAGCACUGCAAGAUCACUGCUACUACUGCUGCUGCUCCCAUUUCUUCUCCUCCUUCUUGGUCUUGCCCUCCCGGAGGACCAUGCGUCAAGCUUGUUACGGACUCUGCGCCCACGCACCCGAGGCCUACGAACGGUGGCGUGGUCCCUACCAAGGUGCCGGUGACGAUCAGCGGGGCGGUUCCUCGAUAUGAGGCU
Trichoderma citrinoviride is the source of this 912-nucleotide messenger RNA. RefSeq lists its product as hypothetical. The record is from RefSeq and is a predicted model, not a curated record. NCBI's taxonomy places the organism in Eukaryota, Fungi, Ascomycota, Sordariomycetes, Hypocreales, Hypocreaceae. The transcript has 2 exons. The annotation marks the transcript as partial.